This is a messenger RNA of Phascolarctos cinereus (koala), 13848 nucleotides long. RefSeq names its product formin. Lineage: Eukaryota; Metazoa; Chordata; Mammalia; Diprotodontia; Phascolarctidae. Gene Ontology annotation, molecular function: microtubule binding; actin filament binding. Gene Ontology annotation, biological process: cortical actin cytoskeleton organization; actin nucleation. The record is from RefSeq and is a predicted model, not a curated record. Gene Ontology annotation, cellular component: cytoplasm; actin filament; cytoskeleton.
UCAUCGGUGGAGUUCUCGGCUGAGAUUACACAGUCGCCGGCUGACUUUCUCUCCUACAAAAAGCCUUUUGUGCCGGGAAUAAAUACGGAAGUGGCCGAAGAGAAGCCUCUCUGGGUUGUAUGUAGUAAAGGUGCAAAGACUGUCGGCUGUUUGGGGCUGUAAAAUUUGACAGACGUUUUAAAGUUGACUGUAGUCACCUCAUGACUAAAACAGGAAGAAGGAUACAGUGACCUAAGGAGAGACCAAGUUUGUUAACUGUGUCAAUUGAGGAGACUGGUUGUCAGCCCUUGUUGGGUUCUUUCUUGUAAGUUCAGAGCAGAUGGACAGGAUAAACUGAGCUAGCGGGAGGAUUGGCAGUCACUUGCAUCAGGAACAUAUCUGAAUGUUUUGGAAGACAUGGAAGACGGGGACAGUUCUCUGAAUGGCAGCGAUGGCCCCAGAAAUGAGCAUCCAACAGAACAUGGAAUUGAAAUAACCCAAUCUAUCCUGAGUAAGUUUUCCAUGAAAUCCUUUUUUGGAUUUACUUCAAAAUUGGAAUCCACUAAGCCAGCAGAGGAGGAUGCUGUGCUUAAAGCCUUCCGAAAUUUGGGAUCUGAGCCUCAGCUGCAGCUGGAAAGCAAUAACAAGAACCAGGAGGCCAAGGCCCAGUCUCCACCUGUUCUCCUGAACUGUAAAGGUAAUGCAGAUGUGGAGCCUGAGCCAGAAAAGGAAGGAUGCCCUGGGAAAGAACAAGAUGAGGGGUUUCUUUUCAGGCAAGAGCUGCAUCCAUCCUCUGCUCUGAGUCCAAGCAGAGAUGAUGGUCUUCUUGUUCAUGGGACCCUUGUCCAUACCACCAGUGAUUCAGAAUCUGAGGGUGAAAGUCGGGAAGAGAAAAAGGGUAAAAAUAUUAGCAGUACAAUGUCAUUAUCUGAGCCAUCUGUGGACCCAAAAGAAACACCUGCAGAAUCUCAAAAAAAUGAAUCCAUGAAUGAGGUGGAUGAAAUGGAGCUCAGUGUAGAAGUUUGCUCAGUGCCUCCGUCUGAGUCAAUGAGUGAUUUGGAGCAAAAGGAAGAUAGCCUGUCCACAGGAUCGGGUCCUAGACAAGACCAUCCUGGGGAAGAAGAUUCUCCCACCAUAGCUUGGACAGUAGAUAAGAGCUCAUUUGUUGGAAACUCUGAAAAUGCCUCUUCCAAAAAAGAAGCCUCGGGGGAGAAAUCUUUCCAGCUCCCAGUCUUUUUUAGUGGGCUACGUGUGCUGAAGAAAGGGGCCACCACUGAGGGAGGUGAGACGAUAACUGAAAUUAAACCAAAGGACAGUGACCUGGCUUUGCUUAAACUGACGCAGCCUGUCCAAAAAUCUCGGGCCCAACCAGGGACACUCUCUAGGAAGAGUGGGGAGAAAACACCUGACCUGAAAGCCACUCCUACUCUGUUAGAGCAGAUCUCUCAGUUGCUAAACAUUGAUAUACCCAAAACUGAACAAAAAGGAGAAGUACGUGAGCAGUCCAAGGAAGAAGAGAUGGGUAGUGAUACUGACCAAGAGAGUCAGUGCAAGGCUGAUGUCCCAUCUCAGAACGAAGAGCUUAAACCUAAGCCCCCAGAGACUGCCCUGGAGGCCUUUAAAGCCUUGUUUAUGCGGCCCCCCAAAAAAGGGUCGACAGCUGACACUUCUGAGUUAGAAGCCAUAAAGCAGAAGAUGAGGCAUGAGAAGGAGUCGCUAAAAGCUGUUUUUGAGAGGUCCAAGUCAAGGUCAGGGGACAGCUCAUCUGAUUCCAGAAGCGCUGACCAGAGUCCCACUGAGCAGGAUGAUAGAACUCCUGGACGACUCCAGGCUGUGUGGCCACCUCCAAAGACAAAAGAUGAAGAAGAAAAAGUGGGAUUGAAGUACACAGAAGCAGAGUACCAAGCUGCAAUUUUACACUUGAAGAGGGAACACAAAGAAGAAAUUGAAAACCUUCAGGCCCAGUUUGAACUGAGGGUCUUCCACAUUAGGGGAGAACACGCUGUAAUAACGGCAAGACUAGAAGAAACCAUUGAAAAUCUGAAGUGUGAGUUAGAACACCGAUUGAGUGGAGGAUGUGAAACGACAAGAGAUGCUUGCAUCUCUACAGAAGAUGAUUAUCCACCAAAGACCUUCCGAAAUGUCUACAUACAAACUGACAGAGAGACAUUUUUAAAACCCAGUGAAGAUGAGAGCAAAACCAUUAAAAGUAACCAAAUAGUACCCAAAAAACUGAAUAUCUCCUCUCUAAACCACAUAUCUCCCCCAAAUGAUAACAAAGAUAUCUCUUCAACCCUCCAGUCUUUAGAAAGUUGCUCAUCUGGUCAACAAAAGUCAUCUCCCCCUCCUGCUCCUCCACUGCCAAGCAUCCCUCCACCUCCUCCCCUUCCACCAGGACUUCAGCCUCUACCAUUUUCAACACAAUCAAGUGCUGGGCCACCACCACCCCCUCCUCCUCCACCCCCUCCUCCUCCUCCACCACCUCCUCUUCCCUUACCUCUAAGCUCUGGGAGUCCCCUCCCCCCUCCCCCACCACCUCUCCCUAGCACUGGACUCCCACUUCCACAUUCUCCAGCUCCUCCAGGAAUUGGACCACCACCUCCUCCUCCUCCUCCCUUUUUUGGAGGCAACACAUCCUUUAGCCAGAUUCCUCGAAAGCCUGCCAUUGAACCCAGCUGCCCCAUGAAGCCUCUCUACUGGACAAGGAUACAAAUAAGUGGUGGAAGCCAAAGUAGUACACCAACCCUAUGGGAUUCCUUAGAAGAACCUGAUAUUCAAGACCCAAGUGAAUUUGAGUAUUUAUUCUCCAAAGACACCAUUCAACAAAAGAAAAAGCCUUUGUCAGAAUCCUAUGAGAAGAAAACCAAGGUCAAAAAGAUCAUCAAACUGCUAGAUGGAAAAAGAUCUCAGACUGUGGGAAUUUUGAUAUCUAGCUUGCAUUUAGAAAUGAAAGAUAUCCAACAGGCAAUUUUCAAUGUGGAUGAUUCCGUAGUAGAUUUGGAAACAUUGGAGGCCCUGUAUGAAAAUAGAGCCCAGAAGGAUGAGCUGAUAAAAAUAAGGAAACAUUAUGAAACCUCCAAAGAAGAGGAACUUAAACUACUGGACAAACCUGAGCAAUUCUUAUAUGAAUUAGCCCAGAUUCCAAAUUUUGCUGAACGUGCCCAGUGCAUAAUCUUCAGAUCUGUCUUUUCCGAAGGUAUUACCUCUGUUCAUCGAAAGGUGGAGAUCAUUACACGGGCUUCAAAGGGCUUACUAGACAUGAAGAGCGUAAAGGAUAUUUUAGCCUUGAUUCUUGCUUUUGGGAACUAUAUGAAUGGAGGAAACAGGACUCGGGGUCAAGCAGAUGGGUAUAGCUUGGAAAUUCUGCCCAAACUCAAGGAUGUCAAAAGUCGGGAUAAUGGGAUUAGUCUAGUAGACUACGUUGUGAAAUAUUAUCUGCGCCAUUAUGAUUCGGAGGCAGGAACAGAGAAGAGUAUUUUUCCUCUCCCUGAACCACAGGAUUUCUUUCUGGCUGCCCAAGUCAAGUUUGAAGACCUCAUUAAAGACUUGAGAAAGCUGAAGAGGCAAUUGGAAGCAAGUGAGAAGCAGAUGGUGGUUGUGUGCAAGGAGUCCCCAAAGGAGCAUCUCCAGCCUUUCAAGGACAAGCUAGAGGUGUUCUUUCAGAAAGCAAAAGGAGAGCAUAAAAUGGAAGAAACCCACGUGGAGAAUGCUCAGAAAAGUUUUGAAACAACGGUAGGAUAUUUUGGGAUGAAGCCAAAGUCUGGUGAGAAGGAGAUCACACCCAACUAUGUGUUUAUGGUGUGGUAUGAAUUCUGUAGUGACUUCAAGACCAUUUGGAAGCGAGAGAGUAAGAAUAUUUCUAAAGAAAGGCUGAAAAUGGCCCAGGAAACAGUCAACAAGUUAACAGCAGAAAAGAAGGUGGAGACAAAGAAAAUCAAUCCCACUGCCAGUCUGAAAGAAAGACUGCGUCAGAAGGAAGCCAGUGUGACCACCAACUGAAAGGAGACAUGAAAAGGAUGACAGUGGGAUUUGAUAAGCUUGCAUGGUGCUUUACAGGGUGACCGGUGCCCUGGAGAGCACUUGGUAGAAGACGUGGUUACCAACCAUUUGCUUUUGUUCUACUUUUCCUGAAAUUAGCCAAGGAAAGCUCUCCAGAUCUUUGCAAAGCAAGACCCUCAAGAAGCCAGAGGAACGAGAAGCUGUUUACAGGAACAGUAGAAAGAAUUCUGGUAACUACACCUUGGGGGUAUCCAAAGGGAUCCCCUCUGCUAAGUGACUAAUGGAUGCACUGUGUCUAUUCAAGGCUUAUUGACCAGAGCAUGAUAUAUAUAUGUUGCAACAGAUGAAGGAGGGAGCUGUUAACAACACAUCUGCCCUAUAAGAUCAUUCUUAAGCCUUGGUCUUCACUCGCUGCUGCUUUGAUGAUUGACCCUACUUUAAUCAUGUUGGAAAGAACAUGCAUCCUUCUCAGAAGGGUUAAAGAUUUCUAUAUAUAAAUAUACCCUGUAUUUUAUUAUUUUACUACAACUAUUUUUAGAGACCCAAGACUUUGUAAAUAUCCCAGGUUAAAAGGUCGUUUUGCACACCAGUGGGGAGGGGAAGAAGUAGCCAUAAACUCCAUUCUCCUAGGAGAAUGUCUAAUGACUCCAGGUAGUUGGCCUGCACUAAUUCCCUUGUUUCAGUGUGAUGACUGUUUGGUGUUCUUCCCUCUGGGUCUAGGUAUGCAGGAAUCCUGCAUACUCAACUCCCAGAAGACAAAAAAAAAUUUACCAGAACAGCUUGAGGAUCAAAUUCAUUGCUUGUCCAGAAGAGAAAAAGUGGCAAGUACAUUUUACAUUUCAGACUGGUGUUUGAUUAUGGAUGCCACAGAACAGCCUGACAUGAAUGGUGUAGUCCCCAAGUAAGAUUUUGCUGCCAGAACAGUUUAAUUAGGGAGUCCCUGGGUUCCUUCUUGCUCCUGUAUCAAAAGAGAUCAGGAGUCAGAUGAGAAAACUUUCUCACUAACAAGUGAUGUUUGUGGCAGAUAGAGGUCCUCAGCAUGGAAAUAAAUGAGCAUAGGGGAAAGAUCUUCCCGUCCAAAAGAAAAAAAUGGAUAAGUAGGCUACUCUUGUUUUGUUUUGUUUUAUGAACCUGAGAAACUAAGAGUAGCUACUGGGACAUGAGUCAUGAUGAUACGGUUGUGAGCCCAGGGAAAACCCAUCACGGACCCUUCCCCUGACCUGACGACCGUUACUCCCCUUGUUUGCCCUUUGGUUCUCAGGUAGAAAGCAUGGGACAGGGAGGAAAGUAAAGAGAGGUUUUAGGUGAUGUUUUUGAAGACAGUAAAGCUUCCUCUGCUGAUCAGUAGGGGACCAUCUAGAAGCAAGAAAUACCCCGUGAGUGCCUUUUCCCUCCCUACUGCCUCUGAUAUCCAUCGCCCUUCUCCUCAGGCUCCUAGACCAUUCCUCCUUGUCAGGUCCCUGAGUCUCUCUCCAUUGUGUGGUCCCCACCAACCUGCCAGUCAGCAAUCCUUUCAGGAAUUGUUGCGAAUAGAAGCAUCUAAUAAAAAUACCACCUCAUCCUUAACACAGUUUUUAUCUCUAAGGAGUUUUUAAAAAUGCAUGAUGAAGGUCAAAUCAAAGCAUAGGAAGCAUACUCACACAGGUGCUAAUUGUUUUCUUUACGCUGCCAGAAAAAAAAAAAAGGAAAAUGAUUAGCUUUUUGUACUCCCAAAUAAAGUGCUAGGACAAUCAAGGUAAAACAUCUAUGCAGAACUAUGAAGGAUUUACUAGAUCUCUUAGUUAAAGAGACUUCUAUCACUGAGUUCUUAUGUUUCCUAUUCUGUCUCAUUCAGAUGUGAUGAGAUCUCUGGGAAUUUAUCAACUAAUAAAUUUGAUGGUAGUGACCCUUUUAAAACAAAGGUCAUCCAGUACUGUCGGGAGUUCCUCCUGGUAUUUACACGUGGAAGAAGAGUGUCCAUUUAGCCCUAUUCAACCUAGAUCAGUGUAAAUUUUAACUUGAUGAGAGGAUUGCAGAAGGGAAAUCACUAUACAGUUAGACUUACUCUGCUAUUGCCAGAGAGAUUCCCUGGACCAAGAAGUAGAAUAUUGAAAAGAACAAAUGCUUUAAGGCAAUUAGGAUUGCCAUAUUCCCCCCAAAAAGAACAUCUUCUCAAACAGCUAAAGGCUAGAGAGGGAGAGCAAGCAAGUAGCUGAACAGACAGUUAGGCAAAUGAAGCCCAAGUUACUGGCAGUCCUACCUUUAUCUUGGUUGAAGCAAUAGAACUUGAGAGUAAAAGAAAAAAAAUUACUGAAAGAGUGAGAGGCUUUUGCCUUCAUCCUGCUGCCACUGAUAAAACCUGAUGGACUGGUCACCUCCAGCCAAAUGUAGCACAUUAUAUUAAUACUUCAUACUACUGUUGCCCCUGUCUCUAUUACCCUUCCCCAGUUUGUCAGUGUAUUCACCAUUGAAAAGAGGCCUCAGGUUAAAAGGAGCCCCAACUAUUCCUCCCAAGAAGCACAGACUGAAGCCCUAGUUGAUAGUCUACAAAUGUCAGCUGCUAGACCCUUCUAAAUGAGCACACCUUAACACAAGAUUGGAGAGGAGGUACAGUAAGGUUCCUAAGAUGUCUGUCAUAGAGCUACUUUGGAUUUGCCUGAAGCCCAGAGAUCAAUAGAUGAGUUUAUGAUCAAAGAUGUAGACGUAUAAGCCAUUGUGAGAGCUAGGUGUAGUAAAAACCAAAUCUACGAUUGAUGGAUAUGUUUGUGUAUGUGUGCAUGUGACUACCCCAAAGUGAGGAAGAAUAAGGGGAAACUCAUCCAGAACACGGGACAUUUCCGAAGAGGAGGGGAGCUAUUGCAGCUGCUGAAUUCCCUACUCACUUUUCAGUGGAAAUGCCCAUAUACUUCUAAGGGAAGGAGUUGCUAACAACAGCAUAUCUUCCUAUCCCUCAAAAAAAAAUAUAUAUAUAUACAUAUAUACAUAUACAUAUAUAUAUAUAUAUAUACACAUAUACAUAUACAUAUAUAUAUAUACACACUUCAGCUGCGUAUGGAGUAGGCAGGGAACUGGGUUCAUGGUAUCCAACUCUCCCUCAACCCAGUAGAAAGGGCAAAUUGUUAGUAACUACCAUCACCUGACCAACCAGAUCCAGAAUCCAAAACUAGAUCAAAUGGUCAAAUGUGACCAUCCACUUAAGUACUCGUAAGGUAACAGCUUCUGAGCAUGUCCCCCCCUUACCCAAGGAGCAUGCUAAUAUCCUUGUAGCCAGUUUCUUGGUGCCAUAAAUCCCAAGUCUGCAUGUUUACUGAAGUCCAGAUUCUUACAAAAACUGAUUGCAAUAAGCAUUGAUUGCUGGACAUGUAUAUGAUGCUUACAUAUGUUAUUGCCUAUCCAGGUACAAAGGCAAGAAAGCCAUAACAGGCCACAGAAUAACCUGUAUCAUAUUAUAAAGAAUAUUAGAAGGUGGGCUCUCUCUUGCAUACAGACUUCUAAUCCAAGUUGGAAAGGAAAGAGGAAAAGCCAAGUGUGGGUAAAUAAGAAUGGAAAUAUGAGUGCUAGAUGGCAUUUCACAGCCUAGCAUCUCAAUACCUGGUGACAAAACAUGGGAAGAAAAUGGUCAAUCAUGACAAUCAUCUCGUGCAACAAGAAGGUGCCUUUUAAGCAACUGAGCCCUGUUUAUAGGAAGUGCCUUCAGAGACCCAUAGCAACUUGCUAGGGCACCCAAGGCAAGGGAAAACAUGAAAUCUGGAAAAUAACAGAGGGAAAUCCUGCAUUUUUCCAACUGAAAUGGAUUCUAUCUUAGAGUUAGCAAAGGGAAUGAACACAUGAUUUUUCAAUGAAUAUACAGAAAUCACUGCAGGUCUGGGGUUGAACUAGGUGAUCUUUAAGACCAUUUCUAGCUUUCAUGGUCUCUAUGGAGUCCCUUCAGUGAGGUAACCACUUUCACAUUAAAAUCUCAAAGCCUACUACUGAGAAAAUUGGAGAAAGUGCACUUAUUAGGAGAAAAAAUUGAUAUAUGGGGGACUGUGAAUGACUUUAAAACUUUAAUGAUAUUGAUGGAAUGGUCACUGUUAUUUUCCCAAGGACCAGUUGUAGAUGAAAUAGGAGAGCUACAGGUAUACUCGAAUAACAGUUUGCCUGUGAGUUACAAAUCUCACCAUAGAUUUUGCAUCCUGUUCUCAGGCAGUUUUCGACAUAAUUUUAUUAUUGCUUCUCUAGAUGUUUCCAUUACUUGCUUUCUCCCACUAUUGUUCCCAACCUUGAUGGUUUAUAAUAUAAAAGUAUACAACAGAAAGAAAAUAUAAAUCUUAGGUCAUACAAAGGUAGGGCAAACUCCAGGAUUCUACUUGGAAUAAAGGAAGCAGGACACCAAAGGACUUGGUUAUUACACAGGAUGUGUACCCACCAUCAACCCUGAAUCAUAAACAGUGGGUAGAAAGCAAAUCCCUAUUGUAAGAUAUGUGAGAUCUCAUCUUGUAUAAGCAAUGAAUUUAAACAGUUGUGAUUACCUGAUGAUUCUGAGCAGAGUAGUCCCCAACCCCUGUUUGAAGCAUCUAUAUAAGUAAACAUGAACUGUUUGUAGUCUAGAUGUGAAUACUUAGGAUGGUGGAAGCCAAUUCCAUUUGAAAAGUCUAUAUACAGGGCCAAACAACAUAUUAUGAUGCAAAAAGCCAUGGACUGAGUUUGAGACCUUGCUCUGCUAUUAAUUGUUAUGUGACAUUGAACAAAGCAACCUUCCUAGACUUCACUUUCUCCAUCAUCAAGACAAAAGAGUUGGACUACUUAAAUGUCCACUCUACUCCCAAAUGCUAUAAUACCAAGACAAAGAGGUAGAACAAAUCUCUUUUAAAUUGAUACCAUUCAGCACUCCAAAGAAAAUCUCAAGAUCAAGUCCUGAACUUUGUCUUAAAUUUGUUGGAACACAAAAUUACUUCAAACUCCUCUUAAUGGAUAGUGAGGUCAACUUUAAGUUUGUAUUAUUGGACUAAUGUUGUUAUAAUUGAAGUGUGGCAUUGGCAAGAGAAUAAGAAAAGAGCAAGAUGUAUCCCCGAAGUCAUUGUAAGUUUUUGUAUUUGUCAAAAAUUUCAUGAUCAUUCAUCCAAAUAGAGUGGUGUUUCUUUUCCCAUGUCCUCUUCUCUGUCAUGUUGGUUUGUAAUAAGCCUUUCAUUUUCAUUUUCAGCACUUGCAGGCUUGACUCUACUUUUAAUGGAAUGUUGUCAACAGUUAGUGAUUGUUUAGCACAGAAUUUGGUGCUAGAGCCUUUGUUAUGCAAAAAAUAGUAUGGUCAAUAAAGACACUAAGUAACAUUUAAAGUGAACAGACUCCCUCAAGAUUAGACUAGAAUUUCUUCCUUAGGUAGUGGUUCCAUUUUGAUUAUUUAAUUGGCCUACAUCCUAACUAUGGCUACUCAGGAGUGGCUUGCAAAAGUGUGGAAUAUCCAGAGGGCAUGGACCCCAUACACAUUAUAAAGUCCAAUGAUCGUGCUUCAAACAUCCGUCAGUUGACCUUUUGAAACCCUGAUGUAGUAGGAGAAUGGGAUGAGACAGUGAAUGUAAGAAACCAAACUACUGAUUUCAUUCCCUUUACUUCUUGGUCAUAAUAAGAAACUUGCCCCUACCCUAUCCCAAAGAGCCCCUGGGGUUGACAUGCAUGUGAAAUAAGUCCCAUAUGGUCAAACUAAUCUGGAGUUCAACACACGUGGCCAGUUUGAGUCUUUUCAAAAUGCAAAAUAACCAAAGUUGUUGUUGGAUAGCUUUCCACUUUCAAGCCACAUGGAGAAAUAAUUCCAUCUGCUUAGAAACCUCCCUCAGCAUUGGCCAAGAAUUGCACAUGAAGAAAAAGCACCUUCAAAAAUGGGAGCCAAUAAAUAUUUGAUCAUCCUUUUUUAUCAAUGUAACAUGAUAUUUGCAAUUCCAUCAAUUUGCAAUUGAUUUCAGGCAUAGUCACUCUGAGUGACAGGGAGGCAAGUUCUUCUUGUUAUUGGGCAAUGACGCAAAUGUAUUUCUAUACAGCCUGUUAGCUGUUGACACUUUGUUUGAGGCACUGAAUUCCUAUUUCACAAUUUUUAUUUCCCUCCCAAGAAGCAGUCAAAAGUCUCACAUUCUCUAGAUUAACGCCUUACUGGAAGUUACCAAAUUUAAGAUGCUCUUAAUAUGUCAGACUUGAAGCCAAUUUAGUAGGCUUAUUUUUUUUUUUGCUUAAGAUUCCUGAUCAACACUAUGAUGUGAAUUUAUCAAAGACAUGUAGAGCAUUAAAAUUUUUAUGAAAAUGAAGCAGUAGAAAUGCAAGUGAGAUCAAGCCAACCGGAGAUGUUUCAUACUCAUCCAAACCAGGGGGGAAGCUUUCUUUUUCCAAGAGUUGUGCAGGAUCGGUAACCAAUGGAGAAGACGGUGAAAAAUCCCACACUUCACUUCUUCUCAAAGGUGAACUUCACCUGGCUUAUCACUUUUGUUAUCUUCCUCCUCACCUCAAGGUUUGUCUCCUUGUCCUCCCAUAAACUGCCUCCCGAACCUAUAGCAAAUAACUGGCUUGACUGACUCUUUGUUGACCUACCUCAAAGAUUUUUUUUUCUCCUACUUCUUAUUCUCUAGAAUAUGUUCUCAGAGAACUUACUCUGGUGUUUUAUAGUCCACUUCUGUCCUGAGUAUAAACUGACUUAGGAUUGAAUUGCACAUUUUAUCUUAGAAGCAUUUGUUAAAGAAUAUUUUCUGCAUUCAAUGUGCUGGGAAAGGUAGCAGAAUUGAUUUCAGUUCUUAGACAAAGUGAUAGAUGAAUCUGCCCAUUUAUCUUGCCACACCACCUUCCCAUAAAAUGUCCUAUUUCCUAUCUUCUCCAAAAUGCUAAGAAUGCUUGUAUCUGUCCUUUGAUCUUAGCCUGAUCAAAAUAUUUCUGUAGGCUAUUUUUUUAUGCAUUGGGUGAAACUUGAUACAAGUGUGCUAGUAAAAUGUCAGUGAAUCUACAGUUUCUAGCUAGCUUUCCCCUGAGGAAUUUGGCAACCUUUAGUAUAAGAUUAAUAUAUUCCUCCUCAUGUGAGCCAUCACCUAUGCUGAGAAAUAACUCUCAUAAUCCUCCUACCUUUAUAAAAACUGGGGUACUGUCACCCUGAAGAAGGGGAAUACCUAAAUAUAAAGUAAGCAUUUCUUCAAGAUUAGAACAUGCAUUGCCAAUACAUUGUUGUAUACUUAGCAUAUCAAGCAUGGAAUCAUGAAAAUAUUUUCAGGAAUGUACGAAUAGGAAUUGUCAACAGCCCUGGCAAAGUUCAACAUACUUUCCUCUGUUCUCACUGAAAUUUUCCCUUCUAUUAGCAUCUCAUGGACUAUAAGCAUUUUUAUCUAUUCAACUGCCUGCUUUCAUUUUCCAGGUUCAACUUUCCGAAACAAAAAGGUGAUUCCUGCAAAUAAUUGGGCAUAGGGAAAUGUCUCUGAGUGGAUAUAUAUAAGCCUCUGUAAAGACAUUGAUCAGAUAUACAUAGUACCUAUCUUCUCCACUAUUUGGUCUUCAUUCCAUUCAGAGCUAUAGAAUGAAGAUGGGUAACAAAGUUUUAUGGGUACUUUCUCCUUUCCAUUGAGAGACUAAAAGUUCUACCAAAAUCUUUAUAUGUAAGACCAGUUUGGGGAGAGCAUGAAUAGUUCAAUUUUUAAUCCUUCAUUUCUGACAUAUGUAGAGUUGCUACCUUGCUUUUUGUCUGCUUUUCAAAACAUGGCCACCUCCUGAUUAUGACGUGCCUAAACCAAAAGUUUCCAUUUCUCCUUCUUGUAGCACUUUAAUAGGCAUUUUUCUUGAACUGUCUUCACUGGCCCAAUGCAAUGUAGGUUUGACUCUACUUCCUUGUACAAAAUGAAUGGAUAGAUGUCAUUGCACCUUCCUUGCAGGCAUUAUAAUUCUCUCUGUCAGCAGUUUCCCAAGGCAUAAAUAAUGCGAUCCUCACAUAGAAGCUUCAUUUAAAAAUCGUGAUAAGUAUUCAGUAAAACUCACCAAUCUGAAAUAUGCUUCCAAGAAGAGAAAGAAUAGUUUUUUAGUUAGAUUUUUUUUUCCAGGAAUGUUCUAAGAAAAAAAAAUGACAAUUAAUGCUCAAUUUCUCUUUUUUGACUUGGGUUUCAGUAUGAAUACCAAGUCAACAAUGGGGAUCAGGUUGUCUCCAAAUUUACUCCGAGGGGCCUAUGCCUUAGCCAGGAAAAUAAGCACUGCUCUAUAUGCCCAGGACCUCAAUGAAAUCAGGGAUAGGUUCUAAUGGAAAUCAGGAGGUGCACCUGAAAAGAUGGAAUAAUCUUGGCCUCUCAUAUCUGUCUUUCUGUGUUUCGUUUUCAUGGGAUCCCGUAUCUGAGGAAUCAAAUGCUUUGUUCUAGCCAGAUGCUAUCUUUUCUUAGCUGGGAACUGGGAGAUGGCGCACGGCAGAAAGAGGAUGGGAAGAGAUAGGAAGUAGAGCAUAUGGAAAAUUGGAUACAGAGCAAACACAGAUUUUUCAGACCAAUAAACUUUUAGUGGCCCCAUGGUUUUUGUACAUUCUCUGCAAAGAGUAAGAUGUGAUUUCUGAUGAGUGAGAUCUCUGCAGUGAGAUGUAGUGUGCAAACUUCUGUGUGAGAGUUCAGUAAGCCUUUGGUGGGAGCCAAAGAGUGCCCUGAAUACCCCAUUGUCCUUGGUGUUGAUCACUUGCUGGAAAUGUGCUGAAAUGGCAGAUGUCACAAUGAAACUGGCCUAUGUUUGCUUUGAUUAGUCAGUUAAAGGUACAUGUUUACUGGUCCGGUUCCAGUUUCUCUGAUCAUCUCCCACUGAAUUUCCAAGACUCCUUUGGUCAUUGGCAGGUUGCUUCAUUUUGCUUCUUCCCUUUUGAGGUUUCUCCCACCGUCACCCUUCCCCUUGUACUUCACAGCUGUUAUUUCUUUACUAUUACAAUCUCUCUAGGCCUCGGCUCUUUCCAUCUCUUCCUAUCAUAAAUAACUUUCCCCUUCAUUCUCUGCUUCAUCCCCACGCUUCCUGCACUUCAGUUCCAAUUCCUUCUCCCUCUUGACAACACCUUUCAUGCCAAAGGAUGCCCACAGGACAGUUAUUGACCUAGCCAAUUCUACAUUGUUGUACCUCUUGGUAGGGUUAUUGUUGCCUCAACACUUCAGAGACCUGCUUACACUAAACAUGCCUUCAAACACACAGAGAAUCAGGAAAACAAAUGGGGGAAAACUUUAUUGGUCUGACUUUUUCUUUUUUAUUUUUGACCUGGCUUUAAAAAUAAAGCAAAAUAAAUAAAGAUUUGCUUUAUUUUAAUGGGAGAUUAAUCUAUUCCAGGACUACUUGGCUUUCAUUUGGGUUAGAAAUGAAUUUUAGUAGAAGUUAUGGCACAGUUUGGGUAAGAGGAGGAAUAGUUAUUUGAAAAAUCAAACUUACGUGAUCUUAAGUAGUUAAAAACUUAAUAAGUUAAUUGGAUUCAGGUACAUUUCCUUUAAAAUAUUAAAUGUAUAUGUAUUUCUAACCUAUAUUUGCACAUUUAAUUUUGUAAAAGCUAAGAAAUGAUUAUGAGUUGGAUUUGUAAACAUCCUUUACAACCAAAUGAAGUAUUUAUUUUUAAAAAGAAAGGGUGAAGGAAUUAUUGUUGGUUUGUAUAUAAUGAAAAUAUAGAUAUAUAUUUUCCUCCUUGACACUGCUAUUCACCAUAUUAAGUGUAUUUUUGUAUGUAAAAUAUAUUGGUUAGAUGUUAUAGAUUGUCUACUCAAAGAAUUCAAUCUCCAAUGUAGCUAUUAUUUAUCCUGUGUUAUUCAUACUAUUAAUGUUUUAGCCUUCUUUCAAUUUGUUUUAAGAGAUAGAACCUAUUUUUUUUUAAUUUGCAGAGAACUACGUUGAUGGCUUAGAGAUGUAAAUUUCUUAAGGUUAUUUUAAUAAAUGUUUUCAUGUGUUCCA